AUGUCGGUUGGCCGUGAAACGUCGGGAUUGGGGCACCGAUGGCGCUCGUCCAGGGUCUUCAUCGUAACCUGUAUCACAUUCGCCUUAUUUACAGGUACGUGUCGAAAGACGUUCCUGUACAGCUUCAUCGUCCCUAUUUUACAAGUAAUGCUCCGAGACCGCCUGCACAUCGACGAUUCCAAGGCCCAAUCAACUACAACAACGGUGCUCUUCGUGCAUGCCUUUGUGUGUGCGAUCACUUCCCCAUUGACCGGACAAAUAUCAGAUAGGAUUUCAUCUCGCAAAGCUCCGCUGCUGAUAGUGCUGGGAGCCGAGUUGUUUGGCACAGUGCUCUGUGCAGUUGCGACCUCGCUUCCUGUUCUCAUUGUCGGGCGCGUCGUCCAGGCCAUCGGUGGAAAUGCGACAUGGAUCAUUGGCCUCGCCACCAUUGCCGAUACAGUCGGGUCAGACAACACAUCCCGAACUCUAUCAACGGUCUCCAUGUUUUACAUGUCGGGCAUGCUCGUUGGGCCGAUCGUGUCGGGGACGCUGCUCCCCCUGGUAGGGUACUGGCCAACUUGGGGCACAGCCAUCGCAGUGCUGACAGUCGAUAUGUUGAUGCGAAUACUCAUGAUCGAGAACCCUCUUGAAAAAAAGAAAAACCAAGGAAUGAAACAGAAUGGGAGCACUACAUCGAAUGGUGAUGUCGAAUCGAGUGUACGGGAAGCCAACCACAAUGGCUCAGCAGAUGAAACAACAGGGCUUCUCGCUUCGCCUUCUAGUGAAUCGUCGCAGACAGCAUCUUCCGACAACUUUUACAGGGUUUUACUCACCAAUCCGCAAGCACUGACGGGCAUGGCUUGCCAUAUGACCGCGGGUCUAGUCCUGACCAGUCUAGACACCACGCUACCAUUACAUGUGAUGCGAGAAUUUGACUGGGACACCGCUCGCAUCAGCUUGAUGUUUCUCCUCGUCCAGAUUCCAUUCCUUAUCCUCGGCCCGUUUACCGGCUGGUUGAAAGAUCGGGUUGGUAGCAAAGUGCCUACCGGCGUGGGAUUUGUAGGCUCGGGACUCAUGAUGUGGCUUCUCGGCGUGCCUGGCAAGGAUGGAUUCUCCUUUGCUGGAAUCGGAGAGCGCGGUCAGCUUAUAUACGCAGCUUCGCUGUUGGGGUUGGGUCUUUCGAGGUCGCUGACCACUGGCUCUGGUAUACUGGAAAUGACAACUGUUAUACGAGAUCUGCAAGCCAAGAGCCCUGGAAUCUUCGGGCCUAACGGAGGAUUCUCUAGAGGUUAUUCCCUGACAAAUCUGAGCUGGACAGCGGGCAUGUUGGUCGGCCCGGUCCUCUCGGGUUCACUCACCCAGACGGUUGGAUACUAUUAUAUGAACUUUACGUUUGCUUUGUUGCUAAAGCGAGAUUUUGAGCUGACUAUCGGUAAUAGCAACAAUAUGCGUCGUGGUCGGCGCAUUAUGCUUUACUUUUCUUCAUAA
Molecule: messenger RNA, 1467 nt
Organism: Talaromyces rugulosus
Lineage: Eukaryota; Fungi; Ascomycota; Eurotiomycetes; Eurotiales; Trichocomaceae
Exons: 5
Coding region: 1-1467 (488 amino acids)
Biological process (GO): transmembrane transport
Molecular function (GO): transmembrane transporter activity
Source: RefSeq, a predicted model, not a curated record